GAAAUGUGUCAUCCGAAAAGGAAAACCUCAUAUUUGAUACGCAUCUCUUGUGGAGAUAUGGGGAAAAAGCUUUUUUGAUGAUAACUUUAGUGUGAUGUUGAAUGUGCAAAAGAAAUAUGUAUUUUUUAAAAUGGUUGGCAUCAUUCCUCAUCAUUAUAUCAUUCAAACCAGUAAAGAAUAGUGACUUUAUAUCACUGAUAAGUAUCGAAAAUGAUAAUUUCUGCAUAACGAACAGUUCUUCUGCAAUGAUUUACAAAAGAAAUAAUAAUAUUCAAGAAAAAGAGACUGCCUUCCUUCCUAGAAUUGGAUAUUUUUGUGAUUUUGAAAAUAACGAUAAUGGAAAUUGCAUUAAUUCUUUCAAAGUGCAUCCUUGGAAUUUGGUAAAUUAUUUGAAUUAUGAAAGCACAUUUCUCUUGGACCUUCGCUGGGAACGUUUGCCAGUACAAAAACUUCCUUUUAAAGACGAUAAUUAUUUAUCAUUUCUCACUCUAGUAAAGUUGGGAGGAUUGAGGGAUUUCAAGGUGCCGAUUUCUUUGAAAGGCGAAGAAAUCCAUCUACUUUUGUGUGAUAAAGAAAAGGUUGAGGAAGCAAAUUGCUAUUGGUUCAUACUCCAAGGCUGGUCCCGGAAGUAUACAGUAAUGAGAAAAUGUAAAGUUGGCGGGAUCCUCCCAUGGAAUCCUUAUCCUAAAGGUGAAGAUUGUGUCAAGAGGAAGGUGGAAAAAGUGCAUUCGAAGAAAUUCCCUCUUUAUUCAAGUAAGGAGAAAUGGAGUCAUAUAAUGAUAGAGAAAAAAGCAAAUACAAUAUCUUUAAAACUUUACAAUGAAAGGAAAGAAGAGGACAUCAUCGACUAUACCGAGAAAGAUGCGAAAAUGUUUGAAUUGAAUUAUAUUUUAGGACAUAGAAAGGAUGAGGAAGUACUUUGCAAAGUACAUGAGAAUAAUUACAUGCGAAGCACUACGGUUUCUGAAUUCAAUCUGAAAUAUGCAUUCUCUGGAAGUGAAUCUUGUAUUUCUUUUAUCUUGAAUACAUGUUCAUACUGUUCAACUACAGUAAUAUUUCUGAAUGAAGGAAAAACAAAAGUGCUUUUGGAAAAGAUUUUUCCACCGACUAAUGGCAUUUGGGAACACCACAAAUCGGUUACGAAUAUUUCCAGCAGUGAUUUUUUUUGGGUUAAAUUGAAAACUAUGUUAACUGAUGGUUCAUCUUCAACAGGAUCUGAAUUCUGGUCAUUCGAUGAUUUCCGAAUAUGCCAUAAUGAAGAAUACAGAAUAACACAAAAAGGAAGUUCGGAUGAUAUUUCCGAAUGUCAAUUGCUCGAAGAUAAUAAGAAAGUGAAAAAGGGCGAAACUAUCGAUUCUGUAACAGAUGACAUAAUAUGUUCAUAUCCUGAUGCCAUAGGAAGUGCAUGUAUUUCAUGCGAUCUAUUGAAGGAACGAAUCAACAACAAAAAAUGUGAAAAGUUGCAAAUAUGCGAAGAAAAAAAUGGCGACACUCAAUGUUUUUGCUCUUCGGGAUAUAUGGGAUCACAAUGUAAUAAAGUGUGCCCAAAAGGAACGUAUGGAUACUUUUGUCAAAAACAAUGCGCAUUUUGCGAUCCAGCGGGUCAAUGUGAUGCGAUAAAUGGCAACUGUGAAUGCCAUAAUUUAUUUGAAGGUCCAACAUGUCAAGUUCCUAAGAAAGGUCAAUAUUUGGAAAUUGCACCAAAAGUGGUAGAUCGAAAAGCAGACUCCUGUGAGAUACAAUGGGAUAGUGAAAAUUACAUCGGAAAAAACAAGCCAAAAUAUUAUCUGGUACAAUAUUCAAAUGCCCGUUCUCAAUGGUGGAAUGAUUAUGGAGAAGUAGAAAAUUUGGAAAAGAAUGGAAAUGUAGUAGUCGGAAAUUUCGAAUCAAACAAACAAUAUGCAAUCAGAGUUCUUUUGAGUGAUGAGAAAAGUGAAAUAAAGAAAUUACAUUACACGAAUCUUCCUGCUGCAAUAUGUAUAACGACAUGCAAUGAUUGGAUUGAAGAUGAUAUAGUAAUCAAAACAACAUCAAUCCGAGUAGAAAUUCAUCUCAAUUUAACCCAAGAUAAAUGCCCAUUUUCAUCAUACCAAUAUUUCAUUGAAGAUCAAAAUAAGACUAUCUCAAAUGGAAGUGCACUUAUUGAUAUCUCUCGAGGAAACCUAUCUCCUUUCGAAAAUUACAGUGUUACAUUCAAAUCCAAAACCCAGACAAUAACAAAGGAGUUCAGAACUAAAGAAGGAGUUCCUAGUGAAGUGAAAGACAUACAAAUGGACGAAUCCACUCCAAAUUCCACGAAAAUACAUUGGAAACAACCAGAUUUUCCGAAUGGUAAUAUUGUAGGAUACAAAGUAACAUAUAAGAAAGUUCGAAGAAUUGCCUGUAAAAUAAAUAUCAAGCCAAUUCUCCAAACAGAAUUAGAAAUGAAUACGACAAUCAACAACAUUGAACUGACCUCUUUGGAACCCUAUUCUGAGUAUCAAGUAAAAAUAUAUGCCUUCAAUGAGGUGAAAGUUGGCAAGGGAGCACAAGUAUCCCUUCAAACUGAAGGAAUAGAUCAUUUCGACGAUUCGGAAGAUUUCAAACAAGUGAAGAUAACUCACGAAACAGUGGAAAAAUCAGCCAACUUCAAAUUCGAAAAGAUAAAAUGUCAGAUGCUUCUUGGAGCCUUAAAUUACAAAGUGAAAUUUCGAUGUAUAAGCGAAUGGUGUUUGGAAACUGAAGAGCGUAAUGAAACUUCAACAUUCUUGGUUGGAACCCUGGUAUUGGGAUCGUUGCAGGCCUAUUGUAAAUACAAAUCUGAAAUAUACUUUUGUAGAAACGAGGAAUGUAAAUUAAAAGAAGAAAGGAUGUUUGAAACGAAACCUUCAGUUCCAAAUAAACUGAAGGAGAUCAUUGUGAUAGCAUCUGGAUAUGCUUUCAUUUGGGUACGUUGGCUCCCACCUUAUCCACCUACAGGAGAGAUUUUUAAUUAUAAAAUAACUUCUGUGUAUUCAAGUCCGUUCAAUACUUAUGAAGAAGGAACAAGCACUUUUUACCCUCAAAAUUGUGAAAUCUGGCCAGAGUAUCACUGUUAUAUAAUUAAAGGAAAAGGAAUAUAUUAUGGUGAAAAAACAGCAUUAGAGAUUGAAGCCACAAAUAAGGAAAAAUUUAAAUAUGUCAAUAUUGGUAGGGUGAACGAUAUUUUAGUUCAAGAGACAGCUUCAGAACCCCCAUACAACUUGUUCGUCAAUUGGAAUAAUUUUACAUCCAUGGAUGUGUUCUGGAAUCAUCCCAAUAGGACAAAUGGAAUUCUACAAUAUUUCAAGAUAUCAAUUACUUCUAAUAAUGGAUUUUCCACGUAUAAGUAUCCACCACAUAAAUGGAAUCUUACUUAUAGUUUUAAGAUUGCAAAAAUUCCCGCUGCUGAGGAUUUUACAAUAAAAAUUGUUGCAGUCAACAAUAUGUACGACAGUUAUCCGGCAGUAUUGAAAGACAGUUCUUACCCACCAAGUCCAGAAUUGGAUAAUUCUACAAUUUUUGUAACGAAUUAUACAAAGACAACAGUGAGCAUAGCAUUGUAUACAAGCCAAACUGAAGUCAGUCAUUCAAGUAAUGUUGAGAAAUAUGUGUUAAUUAUUAUCAAUGACCAAGCUUCAGAGACAACAGAUCCAAAUCUAGUGAAACUUGAACAAAUAGUGAACACAACGUUAGAAUCAAGAUCUCGUCUUAGAAUUGUGGCAGCAUUAGAUGUAAAAAAAAAUUCAUCGAAUAUUCUGAAUUUUACAAUUGGAAAUGGGGAUGAGAUAAAAAAUAAUUCAAUUCUGAAAGUUGACAUCGUCAACAAACCUUUGAAAGAAGCAGAAUAUUAUAAUGUUUUUAUUGUUAUGUUGAAUAAGUAUAGGACGAAAUAUCGACAUUCAAUAUACAAUAUUUCAAAUUUGACCCUAGGGGACCCAACAAUGACUCCUCCUCCCACUAAUUCUGGAAAAACAAUUGAAGAAGACGAUUCAUCUGGAGGAAAUGCCUUGUAUGCCUUGUUCUUGCUUUUACUACUAAUACCAAUAAUUGUGGGAAUCAUAAUUAAGCGGAAAAAUAUAGUGUUCAUUAGACCUUCGACGUCCUUAGAGAAGAUUGUGGAUACCAGUUCUGGAAAUUCGUCACCUAAAAAUGUUGAUGUCGAAGAAACUAUUCCUCUGGGAAUGAAGGAAACCGUCACUAUAUCUGCAAAACCCUCUAUGAAAGUGAAAAAUAAGUUAUCGAUAAGGAAAUCAACCAAUCCUCCAAACACACCCUCUGAAUUAUACUCGAGACCAGUAAAAUUAGCAGACUUCGAAGAAUACGUGAAGACAUCUAUAGAAAGCGGAGAACUAGAAAGACAACAUGCACAUUUCCCCAGAGGCCAGAACCAACCUUGUCAAUAUGGAUCCAGUAAAGUUAAUAAGCCUAAAAACCGUUACAACAAUCUUAUAGCAUACGACCAUUCCAGAGUUAUAUUGGAGAAAAUUGAGGGAGACGAACACUCUGAUUACAUCAACGCUAAUUAUAUUCAUGGAUAUAAUCUGGAAAAGGCCUAUAUAGCAACUCAAGGACCAAAAUCAACCACUCUUUUCGAUUUCUGGAGAAUGAUAUGGCAAGAAAAUGUGAGACAUAUUGUGAUGCUUGCAAAUGUUUAUGAAGGUGGAAAGAAAAAAGUUGAGCAGUAUUGGCCUAACAUAAAUGAAGAGCUCACCUUCCAAGAUAUAGUUGUGCAAUAUCAUUCAAUGGAAUUAUUCGCCAAUUUUGAGUAUAGAAUUUUCCACGUAACAAGAGGAAAUGAAAAGAGAGAGAUUGAACAACUUCACUUCACAACUUGGCCAGACCAUGGUGUUCCGCUAUAUCCACAAAGCUUGGUACCAUUCCUUCGUAAGCUUUUGAAAAUUUCACUGUCAUCAUCUUCACCAGUCGUUGUUCAUUGUAGUGCAGGGGUCGGUAGAACCGGGACGGUAUUGUUAGCGGACAUCAGUUUAAGAAUGGCCGCUAAGCAAGGUGUUGUUGAUAUGUUGAAUGAUCUUCAGAAAUUGAGAGAACAGAGAUCAAAUAUGGUGGACAACAUCGAGCAGUACAAGUUGGCCCAUCUGGUUGUCCUAGAAUGCUUGAUGGGUCUUCGAACCAGUAUACCAUGUAACGAGGAGAUGGACAAAAAUGUGCAGAGACUCAUAGGUAACGGAGACUACAAAGUUCAAAUGAAUUACCUGAAGGAAGCAGAAUGGCAAGAUCAGGCGAUGAAGAGUAUUGCAGAAGUUGAUGAGAUGUUACCCAACUAUCCAGAGAAAAAUAGGAUACAAGAAAUAAUUCCAGAAAACCAAGGACGCAUUUUUAUUUCAAGAUAUCCGCACGAUGACGAAUCUUCUUCUUAUAUAAAUGCUGUCAGGGUUGAUGGAUUCAGAUGUCCUGGCCGUUUCUUUGUAACCCAACAACCCAUGCCCAAUACUCUAGGAGAUUUUUGGAGAUUGGUGACAGAAAAUAAAAUUAAGGUUAUUUUAUCUUUGAACACAGUCAAUGUUCAAGAAAAGACAUGUUGCCAAUUUUGGCCAACAGCUGAAGAGCCUGAACUUCACCCAGUCGAUUUUCUUCUAGUUAAGUUUGGUGAUGUAACUGAAUUAGAGUAUUACGAUAUAUUUUCUAUACACGUGUGGACAAGAAACAAACGUCAGAAGGAGAAACAUGAUGUUGAGAUUGUUGCUUUCAAAAGUUGGCCUUCAAAAGCUAUGCUACCAUCUUGUUGUGAAGAACUUUUAUCAUUCUACGAAGAAGCCGAUGCUAUUUCUAGAGGUUCAUCAAACGUAAUUGUAACAUGCUUCGACGGGGUGACUGCAUCUGGUGUAUAUGUUGCUUUGUCUUUCAUAAUAGAACAAAUGAAACUGGAACACGAAUGUGAUGUCUGCCUUGCUGUGAGCACCAUCCGGCACAACAGAAAACAAUUUGUAACUGAUGAGAACCAGUUCCUUUUCCUGUACGAGUGUGCUGUCAAAUUCAUAAACGGAUUUCAGUCAUAUGCUAAUUUUCAGAAUCAAGCUUCUUAGCUCAAAGGAGGAGAAGAAUGCAUAAAAAACACAGUAUUAAAUAAAUUAAAUAACUUGUAGUUUUUAUUUCAAAUAAAAGAUAAUUAAUAGAA
Messenger RNA from Harmonia axyridis, 6136 nucleotides. RefSeq lists its product as uncharacterized. The record is from RefSeq and is a predicted model, not a curated record. NCBI's taxonomy places the organism in Eukaryota, Metazoa, Arthropoda, Insecta, Coleoptera, Coccinellidae. Gene Ontology annotation, biological process: protein dephosphorylation. Bases 102 to 6044 code for a protein of 1980 amino acids. Gene Ontology annotation, molecular function: protein binding; protein tyrosine phosphatase activity. The transcript has 35 exons.